AUGUCGAUUAAAACCGAUAUACUGCACAAAGUGGACUUUCACGAUCAGCGUCCUUUAGAUCAGCGAAAUGAAAAUUUUGCGAGGCUUGUAGCUUUUGAAUUAGAAAGAGUUCCCAUCGAAAAACGAUCAAAUUUGUAUCCUCAAAUUCUAAAUAUAAUUAGGAUUUUUCGAGGCGAUUCAAAUUUGGAUGAAUGUUUAGAGUUUGUACCAAUAAUGAGCGACUCUGACGACUACGAAGAAAGAGUCUUACCAUUAAACGUACGCUAUGAAAAAAAUGAA
Brenthis ino (lesser marbled fritillary) is the source of this 279-nucleotide messenger RNA. Lineage: Eukaryota; Metazoa; Arthropoda; Insecta; Lepidoptera; Nymphalidae. The record is from the annotation of a GenBank genome assembly.